UGUCUGUGGGCGUGCGACACCGACCCACGGGCGAGCUGGUGGGCGUGAGAAUCAGCUUUAUAAAAUCACGGGUGGGAUCUUCGCCGGCCACUCAACCAGCGAAUGAACUGGCAGCGUUGUACCGCGUUUACGACGAAGUCAUGAAGGCAGUUGAUGUCUUUGAGGACCAAGACGUGGACAAAGUGUUAUCUAUGUAUAUGGUUGGCGUUCAUAGAGACUUCGGAGGCCGUGGUCUUGGCAGGAAACUAGUGGAGUUCUGUAUGAAGGUAGGGGUAGAAAACGGAUGCCAGUUAUCUGUAACGUGCAUCACCAACAAGCUGUCAGGAAAGAUCUUCGAAAAGCUAGGUUACGAGGUGCGUCACUGCCUUGACCUGACCUCCCUCGGGCCGGACUGGGGCGUCGACACCUCGCUCAUGAACGGGAAUACCACCGUCAGGGUCAUGACCAAGCGGCUGCCAUGAAGAAGAAGAAGAACGGAAGUGUUGUCAACAUCCCAGCAACACUUUAAAUCGUCAGAAGAUUUUGAUGUUUCUUCUGUUAUGAUUACAUCGUUCUUUUAAC
Messenger RNA from Penaeus monodon (black tiger shrimp), 561 nucleotides. RefSeq lists its product as uncharacterized. Bases 141 to 461 code for a protein of 106 amino acids. The record is from RefSeq and is a predicted model, not a curated record. Gene Ontology annotation, molecular function: acyltransferase activity, transferring groups other than amino-acyl groups. The transcript is spliced from 3 exons. Lineage: Eukaryota; Metazoa; Arthropoda; Malacostraca; Decapoda; Penaeidae.